Molecule: messenger RNA, 1533 nt
Organism: Cantharellus anzutake
Lineage: Eukaryota; Fungi; Basidiomycota; Agaricomycetes; Cantharellales; Hydnaceae
Product: ketopantoate reductase PanE/ApbA C terminal-domain-containing protein
Exons: 2
Coding region: 201-1523 (440 amino acids)
Biological process (GO): pantothenate biosynthetic process
Cellular component (GO): mitochondrion; cytoplasm
Molecular function (GO): 2-dehydropantoate 2-reductase activity; NADP binding
Source: RefSeq, a predicted model, not a curated record
GGGAACUUUUGUUUCCCAAUUUCCACAAGGCACUUUCGUAAAUACGAUCUACCACAACGUAUUGGCGUUACUCCUGGCGCGCUAACGUAGCUAGGUCCAAUUUUUGACGUUGCAUCUGGAGCCCCGCAACUCUGAGCUUCCAAUAGAAGUUGUGGAGCGCUCAGUUAUUUAGGCUGUUCUGAGCAACGGGUGAUGCGUAGAUGCGCUUUCACUGCCUUGGAGUUGGAUCAAUUGGAUCAUUGCUCGCGUUUCAUCUCCGACAGACCAACCCAGCCCCGAAACACACUGUUUGUCUUCUUGUCAAGAGGAAUGCUUUCCGAAGGGACUUGCGGCAUCGUGAGGGCGGCAUCGAGAAGGGUAAAGCGAGUAUAUGUGUCGAGUCGGGAGGAGUGCGGAGAAGAAUCGGAGGCUUUGACGUCGAGGUGCAUGACCCUGUUACCGAUGGGAUACAUGCAUUGUCACGAAUACGCACGUUACAUCGUCCGGAACCCCCCGGAUCUGCUGGAAGGGAUAUACGGCCCAUGGAUCCUGACCGCACAUCCUCAACGGAAACUCCGGCUCCAAUACAACAUUCCCACCCCCCACCAUAUCACACCUCGACCAUCCAAUCACUACUUGUCACCACGAAGGCAGGAUCAACCAAAGGAGCCCUCAAGGCGCUCAAACCGAGAUUGGGCCCCUCUAGUACCAUUGUCCUCCUGCAGAAUGGUAUGGGCCAAUACGAACAACUUGCGUCAGAGGUUUUCCCCCAGCCAUCAAUGCGCCCUCACUUCAUCAUUGGUACAACCACUCACGGGGUGUGGUCGAAAGGGGUCCAUGACGUUGUGCAUGCCGGACCGGGGAGUAUUCACUUCGCAGUCGUGCCAGACCCACUUAACAGACGUGGAUUUGAGCCAUCGUACCCUUUUGAGAUCGCUGCAACGGGGAAAGCCCCUCCACUGGACACUUCUGUCAUCUCAGGCGCCUCGAGAUACACGGACGAUCCGGAAUUCUGGUCGCUUGCUGAAACUUUGCGCGCACUCCUUAGGUGCACGGAGUUGGACCCAAAGUGGGUCCCGUACGAUGAACUCAAGAGUAUGCAGGGGAAAAAGUUGGUCGUCAAUGCGUGCAUUGGACCGCUUACCGCUCUGCUUGAGUGCCGAAAUGGCGCGCUCUAUGGUGACCCGUCGGCCCGCAGACUCGUCCGUCAAGUGUGUUCCGAAGCCUUUCAGGUAUUCGCGGCGGAAGCGGAAAGCCAGAAAGGCAAAAACGCGGAGAGUCCCAAAUCAUUCGUCUCCCUUUUUUCCCUCAAGUCGUUGGAGAGUGAAGUUCUUCGGGUCAUGCGCACGACAUCGACGAAUUUCUCUUCUAUGCUUGUAGAUGUGAAGCGUGGACGACAGACCGAAAUUGAGUUUAUCAAUGGUUACCUAUCACGUUUAGGUCGAGCACAUGGAGUUCCGACACCCACUAUCGAUGCUCUUAUGGAGAUGAUACGUAUGAAGGGUGUAAUACCUCCCACACCCAGCCUAGACUCAAAAUUAUAGCUAUGAGCUC